GAAAAAAGCUUUUACAAAAUAACCGAGAUAAUGGCCAACUACAUUGCAAAUGCGCUGAACAAGAGCAAAAGGAUCUACAAGGGAGUGCAAUACUUCAGAGCGUUCACCCAAGGCGGGGCGACAAAGCGAUCUUUUGGACGUCUAUUGCCAACGUAUAGUCCGACUGGCGAUCGGCAAGUGCGUCAUUAUGCCAUCAAAUGCGAGGAAGGAAGUGUGGUCAAGGGCGUUGUUGUGGGCGUAUAUUCCAAGGAGGGUGACAAGGAGGCAAAGCUCACUUCCAGCGGGGAGAAGUUUGAUGAUCGAGCCCAGGGCAAGAUAUCGGAGCUGAUAAGGGAGACGGGCAUGAGGGGCGACCUCGGCAAGGGACUCGUCUUUAUGAAUGUGGACGCCGAGUUCAGUGCAGUUGCUGUCGUUGGCCUCGGACAGGAGGGUGCGGGAUUCAAUGACCUCGAGGUGAUUGACGAGGGCAUGGAGAAUGCUCGGGUGGCCGCCGGCGUCGGAGCGCGUGCUCUGCAAAUGCAGGGAGUCACCGAUGUGUUUGUCGACUCCAUGGAGUACCCAGAGCAGGCGGCUGAGGGCAGCGCCUUGGCCAUUUGGCGAUACAACAGCAAUCGCCGCAAGCAGGAUCGCACACACAUACCCAAGCUGGAGCUCUACGAUUCGCCAGAGGUUGAUGCUUGGACGCGAGGUCUCUUCAAAGCCGAGUCGCAGAAUUUGGCCAGACGUCUCUGCGAUUCACCGGCCAAUCAAAUGACACCUACGAUUUUCGCACAGUCCACCGUGGAUGCGCUCUGUCCCUGCGGAGUGAGCGUCGAGAUACGCUCCAUGGACUGGAUCGAAGAGAAUCGCCUCAACUCAUUCCUCAUGGUCGCCAAGGGCAGCUGUGAGCCGCCAGUCGUGCUGGAGAUCACCUAUUGCGGCACGGCACCCGAGGAUAAGCCCAUCCUGCUGCUGGGCAAGGGACUGACCUACAACAGCGGAGGACUUUGUUUGCGUCCCAAGGAUUGCAUGCACAUGUAUCGCGGCUGCAUGGCGGGCGCUGCUGCCGCUGUGGCAACGAUUCGGGCAGCGGCUGCUCUGUCCUUGCCCCUCAACGUGAGCGCUGUGCUGCCGCUUUGCGAGAACAUGCCGUCGGGCAUGGCGGUAAAGCCGGGCGACGUGGUCACCCUGAUGAAUGGCAAGACCCUGGGCAUCGUGGACGUAAGCAAGGCGGGAGCGGUGGUCAUGGCGGAUCCCCUGUUGUAUGCACAGAGCAAUUUCAAGCCCCGUCUGGUGGUGGACAUUGCCACACUGGGAUAUGGCGUCUGUUGUGGUCUUGGAGGCAGUGCGGCGGGCAUUUUUAGCAAUUCAAAUUUCGUUUACAAGCAGUUCGAGAAGGCCGGCAGCUUGACCGGCGAUCGCGUCUGGCGCUUGCCCCUCUGGAAUUACUUCAAGCAGCUGGUCACACCGAACAAAACAUUUGACAUUAGCAAUCGUGGCCGUGGUCCUGCCUCCAGUUGCAUAGCAGCUGCCGUGCUGCACGAGCUGGUCCCAUGCGUCGACUGGGCUCAUCUGGACAUCCGCAACGUUGGCAUGAUGACGCGAUACAAUCCGUUGCCAUAUCUACUCCAGGAUCGUAUGACGGGACGUCCCACACGCACCAUCAUUCAGUUCCUCUACCAGAUGGCCUGUCCGGACACCAAGUAGAAUCUCUUCGGCGUAUCAUUUGCUUUUUAAACAAUUGGCUCUCAGUGUUUUUAAUCGUUUUGUGUGGGAAUUUCAUAUUUCAUAUUUGAUUGCAGUGCAACUUCAAAAUCUACUUGUUAUUUCAAACUGUUCCAAGAACGCGCAGAAGGUAUUUUGCAAGAUAUUAACUUUUAAAAGAAUGGACGUGAAGUGAAGGAGUAAAUCUGCAGAGUGUAUUCGUACUUAUGCUAGAAAAAGAGAAGAAUAAAUUGUGAAGCAUAUCUGAUAU
This is a messenger RNA of Drosophila sulfurigaster albostrigata, 1954 nucleotides long. Its product is annotated as cytosol aminopeptidase. Lineage: Eukaryota; Metazoa; Arthropoda; Insecta; Diptera; Drosophilidae. The record is from RefSeq and is a predicted model, not a curated record. Gene Ontology annotation, molecular function: manganese ion binding; metalloaminopeptidase activity. The transcript has a single exon. Gene Ontology annotation, biological process: proteolysis. The coding region runs from base 31 to 1686 and encodes 551 amino acids. Gene Ontology annotation, cellular component: cytoplasm.